Messenger RNA from Blastomyces dermatitidis ER-3, 609 nucleotides. RefSeq names its product coatomer subunit zeta. Gene Ontology annotation, cellular component: COPI vesicle coat. The record is from RefSeq and is a predicted model, not a curated record. The transcript has 2 exons. NCBI's taxonomy places the organism in Eukaryota, Fungi, Ascomycota, Eurotiomycetes, Onygenales, Ajellomycetaceae. Gene Ontology annotation, biological process: retrograde vesicle-mediated transport, Golgi to endoplasmic reticulum; intra-Golgi vesicle-mediated transport; intracellular protein transport. The coding region runs from base 1 to 609 and encodes 202 amino acids.
AUGCCGGUCCCAAUAUCCCUCUUCUCCGUCAAUGCGAUCCUUAUAAUGUCCACGGAUGACUCCUCGAGGAUUUUUGCGAAGUACUACUCCCCUCCACACCCUCCUGCCGGCACCGCGGCCAACUCGUUAGACUACCCUGGCGCAAACCCGUAUCCCACGGUAAAGGACCAGAAAGCGUUUGAGAGUGGCCUGCUAGAGAAGACUGUCAAGCAAACGAGUGAUAUUAUCCUGUAUGACAAUCGGGUCGUGGUGUUCAAGACGGAAGGCGACGUGAUGCUCUACGUCGUUGGCGGGGCGGAGGAGAACGAAGUUCUGCUGUACAAUGUUGUUCUUGCGCUGAGGGACUCAUUGAAUAUUUUGCUACGGUCCGGCGUCGACAAGCGCAGCAUUAUCGAAAACUAUGACCUUGUUUCGCUAGCGGUGGAUGAGAUUGUCGACGACGGCAUCUUCCUAGAGACCGAUGCUGUACAUAUUGCCUCGCGUGUCAGCCGUGCUCCAGCGCAAGAUGCCCCAAAUAUGAAGGGGAUCGAUUUGUCGGAACAAGGCCUGCUGAAUGCUUGGGAGUUCGGCAAGAGGCGACUUGCGGAGCAGUUGAGGCAUGGUUUGUGA